AGAGAGUUUUGAAUCCUAGUUCGCAAAGCUCGGUCAGUAAACAGUCAGGAAAGGUGAAUGCGUCGUGCUGGAUGUUCGCAGUGUAUCAUACGCAAUAGUAUCGAGAGGAGACCAAGGAAUCCGUAAUACCGAGUAGAUUGUACUCCGUAUCCUAGCCUCUCUAUCGUCAUGGAGAAGUCGCAGAAGAUGCCGAAGGUGGCGAAGGUGAAGAACAAAGCGCCCGCGGAGAUACAGAUCACCGCGGAGCAGCUGCUGCGCGAGGCGAAGGAGCGCGACCUGGAGAUCCUGCCGCCGCCGCCGAAGCAGAAGAUCUCGGACCCGCACGAGCUCGCGGACUACCAGCAUCGCAAGCGCAAGGCGUUCGAGGACAUCAUCCGCAAGAACCGCAUGGUCAUCACCAACUGGAUGAAGUACGCGCAAUGGGAGGAGAGCCAGAAGCAGAUACAGCGGGCGAGAUCGAUCUACGAGCGGGCGCUCGAGGUCGAUCAUCGGAACAUCGCGCUCUGGCUCAAGUACACCGAGAUGGAGAUGCGCAACCGGCAGGUGAACCACGCGAGGAAUCUCUGGGACCGGGCGGUCACCCUGCUGCCGCGCGCCAAUCAGUUUUGGUACAAGUACACGUACAUGGAGGAAACGCUUGAGAACAUCGCCGGGGCGCGCCAGGUGUUCGAGCGAUGGAUGGAAUGGGAGCCGGACGAGCAGGCCUGGCAGACGUACAUCAAGUUCGAGCUGCGCUAUAAGGAGAUCGACCGGGCGCGGCAGAUCUACGAGCGCUUCGUCAUGGUACACCCGGACGUGAAGCACUGGAUCAAGUACGCCCGCUUCGAGGAGUCGUACGGCUUCAUCAGGGGCGCGCGCGCAGUCUACGAGCGCGCUGUCAACUUCUACGGGGACGAGGGCUUGGACGAGAGACUGUUCCUGGCGUUUGCUAAGUUCGAGGAGGGCCAGCGAGAGCACGAUCGCGCUCGCAUCAUCUACAAGUACGCGCUCGAGCACAUCCCGAAGAGCAAUACCCAGGAGAUCUACAAGGCGUAUACGAUACACGAGAAGAAGUACGGCGACCGUUCGGGCAUCGAGGACGUGAUCGUUAGCAAGCGAAAGCACCAGUACGAGCAGGAGAUCAAGGAGAACCCCUCGAACUACGACGCGUGGUUCGACUACUUGAGACUGGUCGAGUCUGAGGGUAACGUCGACGUGAUCCGCGAAACGUACGAGCGAGCGAUCGCCAACGUGCCGCCCACCAAGGAGAAGCAGUUCUGGCGUAGGUACAUCUACCUGUGGAUUAAAUAUGCUCUCUUCGAAGAACUGGAGGCCAAGGACGUCGAGCGGUGCCGGCAGGUGUACAAGGUGUGCCUGGAGUUGAUCCCGCACAAGCGCUUCACCUUCUCCAAGAUCUGGCUGCUUUACGCGUACUUCGAGAUACGACAGAAGGAUGUGACCAAGGCGAGAAAGACUCUGGGUCUGGCGCUGGGAAUAUGCCCGACGGACAAGCUGUAUCGGGGCUACAUCGAUCUGGAGAUACAGCUGGUGGAGUUCGAUCGAUGCCGCAAACUGUACGAGAAGUUCCUCGAGUUCGGGCCGGAGAACUGUACCACGUGGAUGCGAUUCGCCGAGCUGGAGACGCGACUGGGCGAGCUCGAUCGUGCCCGGUCGAUAUACGAGUUCGCGAUUGCGCGGCCGAGGCUGGACAUGCCGGAGCUGUUGUGGAAGUCGUACAUCGACUUCGAGAUUGCCCAGGGCGAGACUGAGAACGCCCGACAGCUGUUCGAGCGACUGCUGGAGCGCACGUUGCACGUCAAGGUCUGGAUCGCGUACGCCAAGUUCGAGCUGCUGAAUCCGCAGCUGGAGGACAAUCCCGACAACGUUGUUCUGGCGAGACGGAUCUUUGAACGUGGCAACGACUCUCUGAGAGCCAACGGCGACACCGAGAGCCGAGUAUUACUGCUUGAGGCCUGGAAAGACUUCGAGAGCGAGAAGGGCACGCCCGAAACCCUCGCGAAGAUCGUAGAGAAGAUGCCGCGCAGAGUGAAGAAGAAGAGGCGCGUGGUGGGCGAGGACGGUAGCGACGACGGCUGGGAGGAGGUCCUCGAUUUUGUAUUUCCAGAGGACGAGUCACAGAGGCCGAACCUCAAGUUCCUGGCUUCUGCAAAGGCGUGGAAAAAGCAGGCCGAGCAAUCUCAGUCCUGAGACAAUUAAAUUCCAUUGCGAAAUUUUAUAUUGUUAUGAAAAAGAACUAAGCGCAACAUGUAAUUAAUUAAGAGAACUUUUGAGAUUGAGAUAAAUUCUCCAUUUACUUUGUGACUGUAAAAAUACGCAUAUUUUAUAUCAGAGGACAGACGAGAGCAUGCAACAAAUGGAUUGUUUAUUAUUUAUGUAUAUAUAAACUGUGAUAUUUUACUAUCAUAAGAAAUAUUUGUUUGUACCUCGUCAUAUCACACAUGUAAAUAGUUCGUUCAUAUAAAGUCUUCACAUUAAAUUUGAUCGUAAUUG
Monomorium pharaonis (pharaoh ant) is the source of this 2490-nucleotide messenger RNA. It is a transcript of the gene crn, whose product is annotated as protein crooked neck. Gene Ontology annotation, molecular function: protein binding. Gene Ontology annotation, cellular component: post-mRNA release spliceosomal complex; precatalytic spliceosome; Prp19 complex. Bases 169 to 2187 code for a protein of 672 amino acids. NCBI's taxonomy places the organism in Eukaryota, Metazoa, Arthropoda, Insecta, Hymenoptera, Formicidae. Gene Ontology annotation, biological process: spliceosomal complex assembly; mRNA splicing, via spliceosome. The record is from RefSeq and is a predicted model, not a curated record. The transcript has 2 exons.